This is a messenger RNA of Darwinula stevensoni, 1560 nucleotides long. The record is from the annotation of a GenBank genome assembly. Lineage: Eukaryota; Metazoa; Arthropoda; Ostracoda; Podocopida; Darwinulidae.
AUGUGGACACGUCUCAUGCCUGUUAUAUCAGCUUCUGGGUGUCCUGUUGGGCUACUGAUAGACUUUGGCGAGAAGUCAGCAGCUAAAGAUAGGAAUGUUCAAAUAAGUCUCACAAAGGCACCUUCUGUUAGCUCCCUGGACUUCUCUGAUGACUCCUUUCAUCUCAUUAAUGAUGAUUAUGCUUUGCAGGAUGAGGACUUUUUGAAGACUAUUGAACCUGCAAAAACUGGAAUAAUUCCUGGUUUAGAGGAAUUUGCUGGAGAACCCAACUUGGAUGAAAUUCUCAGUGGAGCUAAGUCAGUCCUCAAUGAGCUUCAGUUAAAUGUCCAAGAGCAGGAAAAAGAAAAUGGGAUUUCUGAAGAGAAUGGUGAUCCAUGGCAAGAUGAACUCCUGCCAGUUCUUCAACAAAAAAAUAGAUUCAUUGCCUUUGAAACACCACUUCUGAGCAAUCAAAAAGAGCCUGAAAAGAAAAACUCAAUUGAAGAAGUGGUGAGAAGAUACUCGAAACUCCGUGCAUCACUGACGUUGUGUAGCUCAGUGACCCCUUCAAGAUCUGUGAUGAAGGAGAAGGAACAAGAUCAAGGAAGCUAUCCUAGCAAGGAACCUGGCACAUUGAAGAGCUUUAAAGGAUCACCAAAACUAGUAAACUCCAGCAAGAAUUAUAAAAAUAUCCCCCCUCUGCAAAAGGUAGAGAAACCUGCCUUCUCCCGAAGUGCUUCAUUGCGAAUCAGAGGGAGUAAUCCCAAGAGAAAUGUGACCCCAGUCACACAGGCAGCUGCAAGCCUUGGAGUUUCACCAAAGGUUUUGCGCAAACAAACUCCAACUAUGAAUGACAUACGACCCCAGCCUACCCAACAUCGAAGUCUCCCCCAGGAAAGGAAGGUCCCAGCAGUGAAAGUCAUCCCUGGAGGAAACAUAAAAACCAACAAGAGUGGAGGAGCCCCACUGAAAGCCAUACUUCCGCUAGCAAAAAUGAUCAAGGAUGGGUCAAAAUCUCAAUCCAGCAGCACAGAGGAGAUUGCCUCUCUCAAGCCAGAACUGAAGCCACAACAUAAAGUAUCCCGUAGAGCUACACAGGAGAGCAUCAAGCCUCGGUCUUCUCUUACAAAGGAGAGCAACAAACAUGAAUCUUCCAUCUCAAAAGCACCUGUUAAUAUAUCUUCAAAACUUAAGAGUCUGAAAGAAAACCUCAUCUUAGCAUCUGCAAAAGUGUCACCUACACCAAUCUCCUCUGUGUCCAGAGAAUUUGGCACUCCUGAGGUUUUGAAGGAUAAGGCAAAUAUUGUGGGUACACUUGCAUCUUCCAACCAUGCUUAUCUACCUAGUCACAUCCAUAAAAAGCCAGACCUGGUGGAAAAGGAGAAGGGAUUAGUGAGAAUAACACCAUCUAAAUUGCCAAGGCCCUACUCUUGUCCUGCCUCUCCUGCUAUGAAGCCUCGUCUCUUGACUGCUCUGAUGAACAAGGAGAACAUGCUCUGAAACAAUACAAAUCAUCCUACAUAUAUACGAUAGUCAACUUGCUGUAUUUUUGUUGUUGUUCCAUUACACAUUGAACACACC